Messenger RNA from Periconia digitata, 1161 nucleotides. Lineage: Eukaryota; Fungi; Ascomycota; Dothideomycetes; Pleosporales; Periconiaceae. The record is from the annotation of a GenBank genome assembly.
CAUCGCGACAUGGCUGCCAGAGAAAUUCCGGACAUCAAGACGCUUCUUGCGAGCCGGAGAGGAGGCAGCACUAGAGCGAGAGGUCGAGGAUUUGGAAGAGGAGGUCCGGGAGCUUCACGGGAGGGCAGUGAAACAAUUAAAGACAGUGCUGUGCGUGGAACAGAUCAAGAUGCCGCCGGCAGCAGAGUGAGCUGCGUAGAGCUUGGGUAUCUGGAUGAUGUGUAUGCGAGUUUAUUCGCUACACAGGCUUCCACAAGAAGACUACCUCUUCUGAACAGAGGAACCUAUGUACGCACUUCAGCAAUCGAUCAGCUCGUCAAUUGCUUCCUGAAUACCCACCCUUCCUCUCCCAAGCAAAUCAUCUCUCUCGGUGCAGGCACCGACACGCGAUACUUCCGUCUCUGUGACGCAUAUCCAUCCACCUCAAUCCGAUAUCACGAAGUGGACUUCCCCACUAACACAGCCGCAAAACUGAACUCUAUAAGACGACAUGCACAACUAUCCAACAAAUUACCAUUAUCCACGCAUCCCCUACCUUCUCCACAGUCAGAAUCCUACCAUUCACCGACGUACAACCUCCAUGCUCUCGACUUGCGGUCCCUCGCCACCACCACCACUCCUUCUCCAGAAACGCCAUCAUCUCAACAACCUCCUGAGCUCACCAACCUCGACCCCUCACUCCCGACCCUGAUUCUCUCCGAGAUGUGCUUAAUAUAUCUAAACCCUGCAACCGUCUCAUCCAUCAUCAAAACCUUCACAACGCAUUACCUCUCCCCCUCCACGCCAGCUUCUCUGAUCCUCUACGAGCCGAUUCUCCCUCAAGACGCCUUUGGCCGCACCAUGAUCUCCAAUCUCGCUACUCGCAAUAUCCACCUUCCGACGCUUACUGCGUAUCCAGAGCUCGGCGAUCAACGGGCCCGGCUGAAGCAGUACGGUUUCGUGACUGGGGCGAAGGCGGUAGAUACGGAGUUUAUAUGGCGAGAGUGGGUCGGGGCUGACGAGAAGGAAAGAGUAGCUGGAUUGGAGAUGCUGGAUGAGCUCGAGGAGUUGGACUUGCUGUUGCGGCAUUAUUGUGUCGCGUGGGGCUACAGAGAUGGUGGCAAUGGCGAUGGUGGCGAUGUCUUUCCCACAGCGUGGGCACACGUCAAAGAGCAAAUAUAG